GAAAUAUACAAGCAUAACGUAGUUACGUUACAGGCAGUGGUUUAUAACCUAAGUCGGUUUACUUCAAUUGUGACAGAUCACUCAAGAUAUUUUGUUUUAUUAGACCAAACAAUAAUUAACAUUUGUAGGCAAUUUGCAAGGGGAUCGUUAAAUUCAUAUUUAUAUACCGUGUGUCUCUUAUGAAUAUGACUUAUUAUGCUAAAUAACGACUCAUGUUUGCACAGCAUCAAAGCACAGUAUCCUGGAAUAAUCGUCUUUCGAGUCACUGAAAGAGUUUGUGAUUCGGUCUCACUUUGGAAUAUGUCAAAUUUUCAAAGUCGUUGGAUUUUUGAAUUAAAGUGUGGAUAUUUUAUAAUUACUGAUUGAAAAAAAGUUGGUUACUUUAUGCAAUCACACGCACUCCUUAACAAUGUACUGGCCGUAGCCUCUUCACAUUCUUUUUAUCUCACAUAGUAUUACGAUUUCAAGUUUUCGGGACUCAGACAGAAGUUAUUUAACAGGAAUGAUCCCUAAAAGUACCAUUUCUCCAACAAAUUCUUCCGAAUACUUUGGGUCAAUUCUACCUAAUAGUUCUAAUUUGGAUGGUUUGUCUGAGAUUCCUUUAGUUAUUUCGUCACUUGAUGGUGACAAAGAACUUAUUAGCUACUAUAUUGUAGGUGUAUCAAUGAUAAGUGUUUGCUGCAUUGGCCUUGUUGGGAACUUCUUAUCGCUAAUUGUAUUGACAAGGAGAGCCAUUGGGGCCUCAACCACGAAUACAUACCUCAUUUCCUUAGCAAUAGCCGACAUACUUGUACUUAUUGCGACGAUACUAACCGCCAUUAAAGAUUCCCGAAAACCAGUGGCCGGUAGAAUGUCUUGGUUAGUUUGGCAGGAUGCACCUAUUGUUCCGCGGGCUUACCCGUUCUGUCAUGCUACAGCAAUAUUGUUUCAAGUCACAUCUGUUUGGUUAACAGUUGCGUUUGCUGCAGAUCGCUAUUUAAUGAUAUGUCAUCCGUUCUGGGCCAAAAGAUGGUGCACUAUGAAACUUGCCAAAAUUAUAAUUCUUUUAAUUUAUGUAUUUAGUCUGAUUUAUGGAAUCCCACGUUAUUUUGAAUAUAAAGUUUUUGAAAUGUAUCUACCACUAAAUCCUACCUUAUUAGAGUUUCAAUACGGUGAUCUCACAAAUAGUGAUUUAUCUGUACAGAAUUUAUCAACUUUUACAUCUGUAAUAUCCGAUAAAGGUAUGGUUGGAAAUGGUAUUACCAGUGAUUCUAUGACCAGCAUCUCAAUAGUUUGGUAUCAGUUAACCAGUUUCGGUGAAUCAGUUCAAUUUCGUAAAGCUUAUCAUCUAUGGUCAUGGGUUUUAUUAGUUGUUGGGAUACCAUUCACUCUGAUCGCUAUUAUGAAUACAUUUCUUAUUUUGGAAGUACGCAAAUCAAGUCGAAAGUGUGUUGAUCAAACCAAACGAUCAGAAUAUCGACGACAGGAUACAAACAUUAUGCUUAUCGGAGUAAUAAUUAUAUUUUUCAUAUGUCAGCUUCCAGCUGCUGUGAGUCAUAUAGCCUGGGGCCUUAUCACAAUAGAAUCUAGCAAAAAAAUGUCAUGGUUCCUUUUAAAUGAAAUCGGAAAUUUACUGAUUAUUGUCAAUUCAGCGAUAAAUCUUCUACCAUACUACAUAUUCAGCCGCAGAUUUCGUCGACAUUUUAUACGAACGUUUUGGCCCUAUCGAUGUGUUCGAGAUAACGGAUUACAUUGCAUCUACAUUCCGGAAUGGGCUACGAGGUCUUUGAACAAUAAUGAUGAUGGAGAAGAAUCUGAGUUAGCUGGAACAGCAACACAAUAUGGAUAUAAUCCUAGAAUGAAUUUAAGAAAUCACUCAAACUAUCGUUUAAGUAUUUAUCGUAAUAAUAGUUCCAGUUCUCGUUCGAGGCCUAGUCUUCCAUCAAAUAAUAGAGCAAGCUGUGAAUCGCAGAAACUUUUUUCUCAUAUAUUCAGACCUAUAUUUCAUAUGAGACAAAAGCAAACCAAAGCCUUAAGUAUAUCCUCUGAAUUAAAACCAAUGCCUGUAGAUAAAGGAUUGUUAUCAAAACGAAUACUGCUUGAUGAUUGUAAAAUAAUUGAUGACAUUAAAUCAAACAGUCAUAACUUGUUGAAAGACAUAACUUGUUCUAAUAAUAUUAACAGUAGAAAUUUAAAAUCAUCUAGUUCAUAUACACUACCUUAUCGUGGAUCUAAUUCAUCGCAUUGUUCUGUAAGCUUUCUAGUUCUUACAGAUAAAAAUUUAAAUGCUAAACAUUUAAAAUCAAUACGGAAGAAAAAGUCAAUCAGUGAUUUUAGAUUUGAUAAAACUAGGCAAUGUGAUCAUAAAAUUGAUACCGAUUACGAGACAAAAUCUAAGACUUGCACAACUAUCAUUAAUAGUAGUAACAUUAAUAAUACGAAUGUAGAUAAAGAUAAAAAUCUUUCCAUCAAUAGUAGUUAUAAUCACAAUAACAAUAAUCUUAAAAAAUCUACUUUAAUCUACCUUCAAAGUUUAGAAGAAAUAUCAAGUAAUCCAGAUAUAGAAAGCUCUUAAACUGAACUCAAGCGUUUAGUUCUCUAUCAUUUUUCUUUUUUCCCUUUCUACAACAAAUAAUAAAUAGAAAUUAUUUCUUGUAUAGUACAAAAAAAAUAUUAGUGAAAUUACUUUUAUUGUAAUUUUUUGUCAAUUAUUUAGGUAUAUUAACAUGACUUAUUAUUACUGUGAUUAAUCUAUACAAUUUCUUUGUUUCAUUUUCUCUUUUUUUGAUAAAAAAAACAACAACAAACCAAAUCUGUGAUUGUCUAUUCUUUUAAAUAUACAUUCAAUAAUUUGUUAGUUUCCUGAUCUUCAUUCUGUUUUUUUCUUCCUUUUCUUUUUUUUUAUCUGAUCUAAUCAUGAAACAAGUUUCAAAUGUAAAAUAUACAUUAACGAAGAAAAAAGAUUUUUACAUUUGUAUUUUCCUCUGAAUGAAUGUUUAUUUAAAAAAAUACAAUACAAUAAUGAUAACUGAAUAAUUAAAAAUGAUAGACAUGAGGGGAUAACAUAUUUUUGAAAUAUAAACUAUUAAUAGUAAUAAUAAUAAUAGUGUUAUCAACAUUAUUGUUUGUAUAAAAAUGAAGAAAAGAAAGAAGAGAAUAGUAAUACAUAUCAACAAGAAUUGUACAUUUUUUCUUUUUUUUUCAAUGUUCUUUUUAGUUGUAAUCAGAUAUGUAAAUAAACGAAUGAUUUUAUA
Messenger RNA from Schistosoma rodhaini, 3233 nucleotides. The record is from the annotation of a GenBank genome assembly. NCBI's taxonomy places the organism in Eukaryota, Metazoa, Platyhelminthes, Trematoda, Strigeidida, Schistosomatidae.